Aureobasidium pullulans EXF-150 is the source of this 1331-nucleotide messenger RNA. RefSeq lists its product as uncharacterized. The coding region runs from base 260 to 1285 and encodes 341 amino acids. Gene Ontology annotation, biological process: secondary metabolic process. The transcript is spliced from 2 exons. The record is from RefSeq and is a predicted model, not a curated record. NCBI's taxonomy places the organism in Eukaryota, Fungi, Ascomycota, Dothideomycetes, Dothideales, Saccotheciaceae.
CAGCGACUUUUGAUGAUCGGCGAUUCGCUCCUUCGUCGUAUGUCGUAUAGGCAACACAGCCUGCUUUCGGACGAAGCCCGAUUCCUGUGCUUGUUCCUUCCUUCGCAGACGUGCCAUUCAAUCGGCCGCUCAAUUGCUCCGAACUCCUAUCCCUCGCUACUACUUACCAGUUAUAUGACCCACACCAUGUCUCUACUUUAUUCCGAACUGAGAAUAUCAAUAACCAUCUGAAGCUCGACAAUCCUCCACAUUCAGCAACAUGGUCGCUCUGGAAACAAUUCGGGCUUCUAACAGCAGAAUCGCAUCCACUCUCCCUUCAGGACUUGUCGCGAUAUUCGUCGGCGCUACGAAUGGUGUUGGAGAAGCCACGGUGCGGCAAUUCGCAAAGUAUGCAUCAGCACCGCGCGUCUACUUGAUUGGUCGUUCUCAAGACGCUGGUACCCGUAUCGUCAACGAGUGUAGAGCUCUGAAUGCGAAAGGCGAAUUCACCUUCAUCAGUAAAGACACAAGUCUGAUGCGUAAUGUCGACGAGAUUUGCGACACAAUCAAACACAAGGAGAAAUCGGUCAAUCUCUUGUUUCUUACAAUUGGCACGCUGCAAACUGGCAAAACAACUGUUGAGGGUCUCCACUAUCCAGCGGCGAUUGCUGUUCACGCUCGCAAUAGAUUCAUCACAAAUCUCCUUCCACUAAUCAAGAAUGCAACCUCCUUACGCCGAGUCAUUUCAGUAUUCAUUGCUACACUGGAAGGGGAGAUUCAAAUGGACGACUUCCAAGGCUGGCAUAUGAAGCUCAUGGCGAACAGAGAUCAUGCCGCGUCCAUUACCACGCUGUCCCUCGAGAGUCACCAUAAGGACAACCCGAAUGUAUCGUUUGUACAUAACUUUCCAGGGGUCAUAAAGAGUGGCAUAACUCGAGGAACCUCGGGAGUGGUCUUGACGGCCUUGAAAGCUGUAGUUCGCAUCUUUGGUUCCCUCUUUUACAUGCCUGCGGAAGAAGCUGGAGACCGACACGUUUUCCUGUCAACAAGCGCGAGAUAUUCCGCUGGCGAGAAAGAUGAAGCAGCUGGUGUUCCUCUUUCUGUUGCCCCUGAUCUGAGCAUUGCGCGAGGAACUGAUGGUAAAUUGGCCAGUGGGGUCUACUCUAUCAAUGCAAGCGGCGAAAGUGCUGGCGAGAAAGUGGAGGACGCACUCGCUUCUCUGAGAAGCAGAGGUAUGACUGGGAAAGUCAUGGAUACCAUCAAUACAGACAUUGAGAAAGCGCUUGCCGCCAACACCAAGGCUUGAAGAUGUGUCAAUAGCAUUGCAGAUUGAAACAGGAAGACUUUGCAAC